ACCAAAGAGUUGGAGGAAGGUCACGCGAGGACAGUUUCCGACACAAGAGUUACAGCACUAGUCCUCGGUGGAAUCAAGGGGUCAUUAAAGAAUCAUCCCUUGAAGAUCAAAUCAAUACAAAGCACUGAACAGCAGGUCACACCUCUAGCAUCUGAUACCUACCAUGUCAAUAGCAAUGUUCGCAAGGACUUCUUUAGUUAUCCAAACAUUGAUGCACCCUUUGGGCCACACUCUGGAGAAAUAUCUCAAGCUCAUACUUUUGCUGAGUACCAUGAAACUAAACAGAAACGAAAAGAGGCCAUCGAGAGUCUGGUUUUGGAUGUCCAUCAAAUUCCUUUUACUAAACUUGAUACUGAACCAGUUGUACCAGAGGAAAUGUGCAGACCAUCGAAUCCUAAUUCCUCUGCACUGCCAGCUGAUAACAAUGUGGAGUCUACUUUCCCAAUGAACAGAACCAGAACAACUUCUGCUGGUGAUACAUGUACAACUCCAAAAAGCAUAUUGAAAAAUGACGUAGCUACUUUCAAUCCUGGACAUGAUAGUGACAAUGAAGAUCAGUAUGCAGCAAAAAUUUCGAGUGUUUCUCUAAAGCACGUCUAUCCCAGACAAGGGAAAGCACUUGGAUUUAACACAUGUAAGAGUAAUAACCCUGUUUUCCCAAAAUGUUCAGAGCAAACGUUUAGCCAGUUGGAACCAAUCAAACCACCUCUAAGGGUCAUUCGAAAGCUGGGUCAUGUUAACCACGUUUAUGUCCCGGAUCGAAUGUCAAUUGAAGGAAGAUCAAUCAGAUUCAUGUGUCAUCCAACCUCAAAUUAACAUUAAGGGACAUGCCAAUGCUAUAAGCACUGAAUCACAAAUAUUUUAUACCAAAGUUCCAAUGGAAACAAAAAUAGUUUGUGACGAGAAUACUGGUCUGACUUCUGGUCAGAAUUAUUUUGCAAAAUUAAUUCCUGAAGUUAAAGAAUGACAGUCACAAGAUGAAAUGUCAAGGUUAUCAGAUACACAUUUCUUUCAGCCAGUACAAGACGGUAGUUCUACAGAUAAUAAAACAAACAUUGCUACAACUUCUGAUCAAUCAGCUGAAUUUUCAGAAGAAAGAACCGACUAACAAAGAAUAUGAAGCUGUUAUGCAUACAUCAGAACCUAAUUCUAAUAUGAUUAGAGAUGCUACUGAAAAGCAUGAUUCUAUACCUGCUGCCAAGCAUUCUUGCUUUGUGACUACAUCCAGAGAAAGUAACAUAUCAAUCUCAGAUUCUGACUUGUCAUUUUCUGCAUCUGAAUAUGCCUCACCGUCUAUCUCAAGGUACCCCUAUUAUUCAUAUAAUGCGGGUCUAAAUCUACUGCCCAGUCCAGAUUUCACACCAAUGGUCAUCCCAGCACUGGCAACAAAUCUCCAGCCCUUCCCUCUUCCAACACAAGGAAAUGACAGUUUUGUUCAGAGGUGUAUGCCAAUGGGAGUGCAGGAAACUAGCAGUGUUGAUAUUGAGAAGGAAAAUACAAAGCGAAAAUCUUCUAGUGGGAAAAAAAGAAGUUUAGUUUCUUUUGUCCGGGGGCGGCGCUCUGACAAAAUGAAGGGAAAAUUAGGAGAAGAGAAACCUAUUCGAAGUGUUUCACUGAAUCGUUCUAGUGGCAGCUCUAGACGUGAGCGCUUGAGAACUCUUCAGACUCAAAGAAGUAAAGAAGUUUGAUUAGAACACAAGAGACAAAUGCUUUCUUAUUGCAUUUUAUUUUUAAUGCUAAUAUUUUAUUGA
Messenger RNA from Biomphalaria glabrata, 1751 nucleotides. RefSeq lists its product as uncharacterized. The record is from RefSeq and is a predicted model, not a curated record. NCBI's taxonomy places the organism in Eukaryota, Metazoa, Mollusca, Gastropoda, Planorbidae. Bases 376 to 816 code for a protein of 146 amino acids. The transcript has 2 exons.